CAGUUUUACAAAUGUUUCAACGGAGCACCAGUUGCCAUGAGUUGUCCUGGCGAUCUGCUUUACAACCCCUAUUUGGAACGAUGCGACUGGCCAAAUGCAGUUAACUGUGGAGACAGAGUAAUCCCAGAAGACUGCGAAACUGAAGGAGGUGGCAAUGGAAAUGGUGAUGGUAAUGGCAACGGUGACGGAGGCUCCGGUGGUGGAGGCGGUGGUGGAAACGAUGGCACUUGCAAUUGUAAUCCAGAAGAAGCACCCUCUAUCUGCAGUAGACCAGGGUCGAACGGAGUCUUAAUAGCUCACGAAAAUUGUAAUCAGUUUUACAAAUGUUACAACGGAGCACCAGUUGCCAUGAAUUGUCCUGGGAAUCUUCUCUACAAUCCCCAUUCAGAACAGUGCGAUUGGCCAGAUGCAGUUACCUGUGGCGACAGGGUGAUCCCAGAUGGCAACGAAUCGGGAGGGGGUGACGGAAACGGCAACGGCAACGGAAACGGUAAUGGUGAUGGAGGCGCUGGUG
Papilio xuthus (Asian swallowtail) is the source of this 514-nucleotide messenger RNA. Its product is annotated as chondroitin proteoglycan-2-like. Gene Ontology annotation, molecular function: chitin binding. The record is from RefSeq and is a predicted model, not a curated record. The annotation marks the transcript as partial. The transcript has a single exon. Gene Ontology annotation, cellular component: extracellular region. Lineage: Eukaryota; Metazoa; Arthropoda; Insecta; Lepidoptera; Papilionidae.